This is a messenger RNA of Williopsis jadinii, 318 nucleotides long. RefSeq names its product glutathione-disulfide reductase GRX8 (gene GRX8). The record is from RefSeq and is a predicted model, not a curated record. The transcript has a single exon. Gene Ontology annotation, cellular component: cytoplasm; nucleus. The coding region runs from base 1 to 318 and encodes 105 amino acids. Gene Ontology annotation, biological process: cellular response to oxidative stress. NCBI's taxonomy places the organism in Eukaryota, Fungi, Ascomycota, Saccharomycetes, Phaffomycetales, Wickerhamomycetaceae. Gene Ontology annotation, molecular function: glutathione disulfide oxidoreductase activity.
AUGGUCAAGGCGAUUGAUUACGUUAAGAGCAACAGGUUCUUCAUGAUAUCGAAGUCAUGGUGUCCUGAUUGCCACUAUGCUCAAGCCAUCUGGAAGAAGUAUGGUGUUUCCUCUAAGGUGACUGUUCUUGAGUUGGAUAAGCUUGAAGAUCAGAAAAAAGCCACAGAGCUCGAGAAGGAGUUCACGGCACUGAGUGGUAGAAAAUGGGUCCCCACCAUUUGGUUCAAUGGUGAAGUGUUCGGAACAGAGCAGACUUUGAAGCAAUUGGAAAGUUUGGAUCAGACUGAAGAGGUGUUCAAGAAGGCUGGUUUACUCUAG